AUGCGUUUGACUGCUGUGCUGCUUGGUUGCUCGCUGUGGGUGUCGACUGUGCUUGCGGCGCCGACAGCGCUGGAGGAGAGGGCUGAUCUUGAACCCGCUGCGUUCGAUGACCUCCACCGCGCGGCGCAGCUCUCGUCGGCUGCGUACAGCGGGUGUAUUGGGAAAGCGUUUGAUGUGAAGAUCACGAAGAAAAUCAAUGAUCUUUUGACUGGUACUCAGGGCUAUGUCGGGUAUUCGACGGAGCGGAAGACGAUUGCGGUUGUUAUGAAGGGGUCAACUACGAUCGUCGACAUCCUCAACGACAUCGACACCACACCCAUCACCCCGAAACUCUCAGGAAUCUCCUUUCCAUCCGGCGUCAAGAUCAUGGCCGGCGUCUACAGACCCUGGUCCGCUGUGCACGACGAGAUCAUCGCCGAAGUCAGGGCCCUGAUCGCGCAGCAUCCGGACUACACGCUCGAGUCGACGGGCCACUCCCUGGGCGGUGCGCUGACCUACAUGUCGUAUAUCGCCCUGGCGCAGAAUUUCCCGGAGAAAGAUAUCCGCAGUAAUGCGCUCGCUGCGUUUCCCAUUGGGAAUCAGGAGUUUGCGGAUUUUGGGGACGCGCAGCAUGGGACGUUGGUUAGGGGAAAUAAUGUUAAUGAUGGGGUGCCGAAUAUGUAUAUCACUAUCCCAUGGCGUUUCAAGCACUAUGGAGUUGAAUACUACAGCGCCGGGCUCAGGGUCACUACCCGUCGGUGCAAUGGUCAACGCGAUUUGCAGUGCUCCGCCGGGAAUGGUGUCAUUGCUGUGACUCCGGGGCAUUUCCAGAAUUUUGGAGUUGGGCUUGGGUUGGCUGGGUGUGGAUUACUUAGUUGA
This is a messenger RNA of Aspergillus candidus, 858 nucleotides long. Its product is annotated as putative alkaline lipase. Bases 1 to 858 code for a protein of 285 amino acids. The record is from RefSeq and is a predicted model, not a curated record. The transcript has 6 exons. NCBI's taxonomy places the organism in Eukaryota, Fungi, Ascomycota, Eurotiomycetes, Eurotiales, Aspergillaceae. Gene Ontology annotation, biological process: lipid metabolic process.